AUGGACGAUCGGCACAUCAAGGCAGAGCCUGGCUCUCGCGAACGCAGUACCGAUGACGCGCCCAUCGGAGACUCGAGGCCCACCUACAAGUCAUAUAAGAAGAAGUAUAGGAAGUUGCGUCUACAGUUCGACAAGAAUGUGCAGGAGAGCGAGGACCUCCACCGGUUGGAGCAAAAGGCCAUACGCACCAUGAAGCGUCUCGCAGUCGAGAAUGAUCGCUUGAUGGAUGUACUACUAGACAUCAACGAAUCACCUCAAAUCCCACCCGAACGAAAGUUUGACCUGGAGGCCGAUGGCGAAGACACGGAAGACGAACAAGAUGCCUCACAAAGACCUGCCAAGUCUCUGAGACGCCUUGUCGAGGAAGUACCUCAUCAGUCUUUCUCUGAGACCGCAGAUCGCUACCCCGAAGUCCUCGACAUGCUUCAACCCCAAGAACCAUACCUCCAUCCUACUGCCUUCUUGGACGCGAAUGACGUCGACGCUUAUCUUGCUGAUGUCGAUGCGCGACUGGGCCUCAAACCUAAACCUUCCGUUCCCAGACCAGCCACAGAUCCCAAGAAAUCUGCCACAAACUUCGCACUGCGCAACCCUACCAGUGUGUACAACUGGUUACGCCGGCAUGCGCCCAAGACGUUCCUCCAAGACCUUGAAAAGGACAAGGACAAGGACAAGGACCGCGAGAAGCACGACGAAGAAGGCGGGGGCAACAAACGCAAGGGUGGUGCCGCCCGAGGAAACAAGAGACAGAGCGCCGCCCACCGCAAAGAGGCCGGCGAAUCCAUGGAUUGGGAAGAGGAGGUCGCGCACGACGACCAGCCAUUUGGCAGCGUCAGGGGUAAGAGGAAGAGGGAUGAUGACGGAGGCUACAGGCCGAAGGGUGGCUCAAGCCGUCCAACGAAGAAGAGAACCAGGAGGUCUGGGGCAUAA
Truncatella angustata is the source of this 930-nucleotide messenger RNA. Its product is annotated as IEC3 subunit of the Ino80 complex, chromatin re-modelling-domain-containing protein. Gene Ontology annotation, biological process: chromatin remodeling. The transcript has 2 exons. NCBI's taxonomy places the organism in Eukaryota, Fungi, Ascomycota, Sordariomycetes, Amphisphaeriales, Sporocadaceae. Gene Ontology annotation, cellular component: nucleus; Ino80 complex. The coding region runs from base 1 to 930 and encodes 309 amino acids. The record is from RefSeq and is a predicted model, not a curated record.